UAUGGAUAUCGAAACUGGUUUUAUAAAGAAAUAAUAAAAUGGCGUCUAACUUAAAAACUUCGCAACAAAAGGGAUCAGACGUAUUUUACGAAGUAUGUUGUUCUGUUUGCGACGAGGAUGGCAUAAAUAAUGAAGGACUGUUUCACUGUAAAAUAUGUUUAAAAACAUACUGCGACGACUGUGUGAAAAUGCACAAAAAACUACUUAAGGAUCACGCGGUGUCAGCGAAAUCUGAUGGUGAUAGCUGGUAUGUUGCGAACAAAGUGGAUGACAAUAUAGAGUUUUGUGAGGACCAUACGAUUCAAAAACUAACGAUGUUCUGUGAAGAUCAUGAACAGUUGCUAUGUAAUUUAUGUCUCCUGCUCAAUCACAGGCAAUGCAGUAAGGUGUUUACAUUGGCUGAACAGGCCAAAUCAAACUCACAACGUAUACCCCUUGUUCAAGUGACGAAAGGAAUAGAAAAGUCGCAGAAGCGUUUAAAGGAUAUGGUGGACAGAGGAAAAGAUAACAUAAAAUCACUUAAAGCUUCUUACGAACAAAUUUAUGAAGAAAUACUUGAUGAACGUCGACAGAUCAACGAGAAUCUUGACCGACUUCAGCAAAACACCAUAAGGGAAUUGCAAUCAAUUCACGAGCGCUUAAAUAAUUCCAUUGAAGAUGACACCAAGCGAUGCUUAGAAUGUAUUUCAAAGUUAAAGAUAUAUGGCGCUAAGCUCAAAGACAUUAUUAUACCUGAACGAACGUUUAUUACGUUAAGGAAAUGUAUUGAUCAAACUGCUGCAGCAGAUUCACUCCUAAAAAGCAUGAUCAAGAAGGAUGGAACAGAUAUUAAAUUCCAGCCUAACCGUGAAUUGAUUCAAUUUCAUGCAGACUGCACUGAUUUUGGGAAAAUCAUCAUAGGCGAUCCACAACAUAACGUUGAUCCAAACAAGAUUGUCAGCAUUGAGGACAAGUCAGAAUAUAAUGUUCGAACAGCUACUGAUAAAUACUCAUGUUCGAUUACGGGUAUAUGUACGACUUCCAACGGGGAUCUUGUCAUUGCUGACUGUCACAAUAAUUGUGUGAAACUCCUUAAUCAGGCGUACAAGGUGAUUGAUCAAGUUCAGCUUCCUACUUGUCCGUGGUCCAUGUGUAGCAUUUCCUCCUUCGAAAUGGCGGUGACUGUUAGCGAACAAGAAGCUGAUGCUCUUAACGAGAUUCAUUUAUUACGGGUAGAUGGCGGAAAGAUUAUACGCAAACAGGUUCUAGAAAUGAAUCAUGUCUGUUAUGGAAUUGCGCAUGUCGAUGCAGAAGUGUUUGUGACUUCCGGUACUGCGUUGUACGAAUACACAAUGGAAGGACGGUUAGUUAAGAAGUUAUACGAAGAUAGUACUGAUGAAUGCCGAGGUGAUAUAUGAGUACAUAAUUUUUUCGUUUUUUUUUUCAGGGAUGCUUUGCACUUUGUGUUUACAUAUGCAUGAACUUGAUAAAGAUGAGAUCUGAGCGUAGAUUGUAUCAAUACGGCUGUUAAUUACAUAGGACAGGCACAUAGUGGAGGACCGACUUUAAUGUUCUAUAAGGGUUUCAAUGACGUUAAUUGAAAUCAUGCACUCUAGUCCGGUUCCGAAACGUCACCU
This is a messenger RNA of Dreissena polymorpha, 1616 nucleotides long. Its product is annotated as tripartite motif-containing protein 66-like. Gene Ontology annotation, cellular component: nucleoplasm; chromatin. Lineage: Eukaryota; Metazoa; Mollusca; Bivalvia; Myida; Dreissenidae. Gene Ontology annotation, biological process: positive regulation of DNA-templated transcription. Bases 39 to 1397 code for a protein of 452 amino acids. The transcript has 2 exons. The record is from RefSeq and is a predicted model, not a curated record. Gene Ontology annotation, molecular function: zinc ion binding; ubiquitin-protein transferase activity; protein binding.